GAGAAAGAAGAUAUGGACAGAUGUUUUCCUUAGAGGAUCCCUAAAAAAGAUUACAUGAAUAUUCUUGCAACAUGGAAUACAUUCAAGCUUUUGUUCCUAACCUGCUCUGCUUUUAAAUAGCUUGUUUGUGUUGUAAACGCCUACUUUUCCUUUUCGUUGCUUCUAUUUUAGUUUAUUAUACAUUUUUUAAAAAUCUUUUAUCUAGUUUGUGAGUUUACUUGAAAUCUGAUAAGCUUACAGUUAGUAGCUGGCCAGUGCUAGAUCAGAUGAUUUGGAAAUUUGAGAGAUUAAAUCUAUAUUCCUCAUUGAGUUAAGACAUUUUAUUUCGGAUUGACUAUUGAGUGAGUUCAUUCUCUCAUCUCUACUUGUAGCAUCCAUUCUAGGGGAACCUACAUGGAUCUCAAACGCCACACUGGAAGGCUAAAUAGGUAAGCUUCUUCAAAGGGCUAUCAGUUCACCAGCAGCAGCCCAGUAAAAAUUUAAGGUUGUGUUUGGAUGUGCAGAAUCAUUUAUUGUUUGGUGGUUAUUGUUUGGUGUCGUUUAUCUUAUUUGUUUUAAAAUUUGCAGCUAACCCCUUUAUAAUUUUUUUUGGAACUAAAUGUUAUAUGAGGAUCUACCUGCAAUUGACUGCCUUGAAGAUCACAAAAGACCAAGUUCAUCACAUUUGAGAAGGAAAUAAGAUUUAAUCUUUGUUGAUGAAUUACUUUAUAGAUGAAGAGAAGCAAAAGUGGAUAGACAUCUGAAAGCAACCUCAACAAUCUGGCUGCUCUCUUAGGGUAGAGGCGUAGUAUGCCUCCUCACAGCUACAAGGCCUUUAUCUUGAAACAUGUAUUUAAGACCUUCCUGCACAAGUUGAUGGCUCCUUGUUUGUGCAAACUCAUCUAGAUUGGCUGGGCAGGGCUACUAAUUGGGCUAAAUUCAGUGCAAUAGCAGGGCUAUGUGUUAUUCAUAGAGGCCACCUGCAACAGGGCAGAUCGUUGAUGGCCCCUUACUUGCCACAGAGUGGGGCUGGUGGUGGUAGCAGUCCAUACUCUGAAGGUGGGAACUAUUUUAGACUGAGGUUGCAAGGUGAGGUGUGGGGUUGGACGUCUUUUUUCAUUGAUGUGGCUGCUGUUGGUAUUGGAUCCUCUUAUUAUCAUCUCAAGCCAAAUGACGCUACUCUUGUAUGGGAUCGUUUGCCGAUGGCUAUUGCAUUCACGUCAAUCAUGGCAAUCUUUAUAAUUGUAAGAAUCGAUGAGCAAAAGGGAACGGUGUCCAUUCUUCCCCUACUCUUGGUAGGUGUUAUAAGCAUAUUGUAUUGGAGGUUUUUUGAUGACCUCCGCCCAUAUGCACUGCUUCAGUUUGUUCCUUGCAUUGUAAUUCCGAUAAUGGCUAUCUUGUUGCCUCCAAUGUACACACAUUCCACAUAUUGGCUUUGGGCUGCAGGAUUUUAUCUUUUAGCUAAGGUAGAAGAAGCUGCAGAUAAACCAAUUUAUAAAUGGACAUAUCAUAUUGUCAGUGGGCACACUCUUAAGCAUUUGUGUGCUGCAAUGGUUCCAGUCUUCUUAACACUUAUGCUUGCAAAGAGGACUAUUGAAACAGAGGACCGACGUUCACAAGAUAAUGUCAGCAUCAUCAUUGUUGAUUUGGGGAGGACAGAUUGGCAAAGUUUGCCUCGUUCAGAAAGAAAUUUUUGUUUAUGAACUGGGCCAAGCUUUUGCUACUAUCGGUAUUGUGUCAUUAGGAGUAUGGAUGUCUUCUCUGCUUUCUGCACGAGUUCUCAAGCUUGGCUUUGUAAAUAAAUCCUCACAGAUUUCUAAUAUAUUGUGUUUAGAUAUAUUAUGUAAUUGUACAUGUAUCACAUCUUAUUGCAUUGUUUUUUAUUUUUAA
Camellia sinensis is the source of this 1869-nucleotide messenger RNA. NCBI's taxonomy places the organism in Eukaryota, Viridiplantae, Streptophyta, Magnoliopsida, Ericales, Theaceae. The record is from RefSeq and is a predicted model, not a curated record.